Molecule: messenger RNA, 645 nt
Organism: Knipowitschia caucasica
Lineage: Eukaryota; Metazoa; Chordata; Actinopteri; Gobiiformes; Gobiidae
Source: the annotation of a GenBank genome assembly
AUGGUUGCCACGAAAGAAGACAAAGAAUUCAACAAUAAAUGCUUCCAGUACAAGCAGAGGAGCAACAACGGGAAGGGGAAAGCCUACUUCAAUGGCGUUUUGGUCGUAUUGUUUUGGAUCAUCUUCUUAACAAUGAUGGUUUCUUAUGCGAGAGUAGCCGCGCAGUUGCUCAAAGUGUCCAGGGAUAAACCCGACUUGCCGAACGCGCAAAGGUAUCAGCGCACGGCAAAAAAGUCCUUCUUUGUCCUAUUCUUGUUCACGAUAUGUUUUGGGCCAUACCACGCGUUCAGACCGAUCUACAUCAUGUCGCAGCUCAACAACAUCUCCUGCGACUACAUGCGUCUGAUGGACCAGUCCAACGAGGUCAUGCUGCUGUUCUCGGCAUUCAACAGCUGCCUGGAUCCCGUUAUGUACUUUCUCCUGUCGGGAUCCGUGAGGAAAACCGCCUUCAACACCAUAGGACACGGACUGAGCUCGCGGCUCAUGUCCGUCAACAAUGCCACGUCCAACAGCUCCAUCAUGGACACCCGAAGAGCGUCCGUGCCCUGUGCUUUCCCCGUGAACGACUCGAACACUCGCAGCAGUGGGAUUCUGUACAGCACCAUGAGGAAGACCAGUUUAGUGGCUUCUACUGGUCACAAAUGA